Messenger RNA from Alosa alosa (allis shad), 15721 nucleotides. It is a transcript of the gene hydin, whose product is annotated as HYDIN axonemal central pair apparatus protein. NCBI's taxonomy places the organism in Eukaryota, Metazoa, Chordata, Actinopteri, Clupeiformes, Clupeidae. Gene Ontology annotation, cellular component: axoneme. Gene Ontology annotation, biological process: axonemal central apparatus assembly; cilium movement. The record is from RefSeq and is a predicted model, not a curated record.
CAGAUAUGGUGUCAUAGCAACCGCCAAACUCCGACUUCACCGAGACAUAUGUGUGCAAAUAACUGUCCAGUUGUGAAAAUGAAGAACUCUAUUAGAUAAUAUGAAAUAAAGACCCAACUUCACAAUGCCAACUUCAAAGGUCCAAACUUCAAACACUGCUCUUCAGAGCCUACCUCUCAAAAUGACGGAUGGACCCAAGAGCAAAGUUGUGGCAAAACGAAAUCCCAAAUUGGUGAAACGACAAGAGAAAACAACUCGAAUGACGCCCUCUGUGUUUGCAAAAGAGAUGUCACUUUCCACUGAGGAGAGGCUGGCAAACACAAGUGAGAUGCAUCUUCCUCGCAUUCUGGAGCUCUUAGAUAUGAGUAAAACGACACAUCAGAAGGCCUCCUGUGUGGAUGUGGACCAGCCCAUGUUCCAGCCCUACCCCUCUGAGAUUGUGUUCCAGAACUACACCCCCUCAGAGAGCUACGAGGUGCCUCUAGUUCUGCGAAACAAUGACAAGAUACCUCGCCUGGUGAAAGUGGUGGAGGAGGACUCAUUGUAUUUUAAGGUGGUCAGCCCAGUGGAUGUGUGCAACAAAGUGGCUCCAGGCAUGGCCUCCACAUUCACUGUCCUCUUCACACCUCAGGAGAAUAAGGACUACCUCCACAGAGUGAUCUGCGUGACUGAGCGGGAGAAGUUUGAAGUGCCCAUUCGGGCAGUGGGGGCUCGGGCCAUCCUGGACUUUCCAGACCAGCUGCACUUUCCCAUCAGCCCAGUGAAGUGCACCGCCCAGAGAACAUUACUGGUGCGCAACAUUGGGAACUGUGAGGCCAAGUUCCAGCUCAGCACAUGCAGCCCGUUUAGUGUGGAUCCUCCCCAGGGGACCCUUGGUGUUGCAGAGAGCAUGCAGAUCACAGUAGACUUUCUGCCUAAAACCACUGGGGACCACACGCAAGAGCUGCUUCUGCACUACCACACAGGAGAGGAUGUUUACAUCAGCCUUUACGGAGCAGCGACUGACGCCAACGUGAGGCUGGAGCGUAACUCGGUGCUCCUGGAAAAGACCUACAUCUCCAUGGCCAAUCAGCGCUCGGUCGCCAUAGUGAACAGGAGCGAUGCCAUCAUGCACUACCAAUGGAAGAACUUCGCCACAGAAGAGGAGGAGGAGCAACAUAAACAGAGGUUCUGUGUGGACCUCCAGCUGGAGGAGGAUGAUGAGAUGGAGCAGUUCCUGACGGAGUGCGGGGCGGACCCCACUGCCCGCCACCAGCUCUCCCUGCUCUCCCGCACCUUCCAGGAGCGCCGGCGGCAGCUACGUGACGAGCGCCUGGCCUUCACGCACCAACACAUCAUCAUAGAGCCUCUGGAGGGAGACGUGUGGCCCAACAGCACAGCAGAGGUCAACAUCGUUUUCAAGCCCCAGGAGGCCAAACUCUAUCAGCAAACUGUGUACUGUGACAUAACAGGCCGUGAGUCUCGUCUGCCUCUCCGCAUUAAGGGAGAGGGCAUUGGCCCCAAACUCCAGUUCAACUUUGACCUUCUGGAUAUGGGCAACAUCUUCAUCAGCUCCAAGCAUAGCUAUGAGGUCCUCCUGACCAAUAAAGGACUCAUAGCUGCGUCGUACCGAGUCCUGGACCCCAGCUCGGCCCUGGGCCUGUGCUUCUCGUUCAGCCCGGUCACGGGGAGGAUCCCCCCUGGGGACUGCCACGCCCUGGAGGUCACCUUCUCCUCCAGCACCCUGGGAGCCUUCUCUGAGGACUUCUACUUUGCCGUCGAGGGAAACCCCCUGCCUCUCGUCCUGACGUUCAGGGGCUGUGUAAUGGGGCCCACGUUCCACUUCAGCAUCCCGGAGCUCAACUUCGGGGAGGUGUCCUUCGGGUUUCCACAGACGCUGACCUGCUGUUUGACCAACACCUCACUGGUGCCCAUGACCUUUGACCUCCGGGUUCCAGGGGAUGGCACCGGGCCGCCCAGCAUCACCAGUGCCCACCAGGUGUCACACCUAAACAGAACCGAGUGGCUCACAGGCGAGUCGUCGGGAGAGCCCCCCACUGAGUUCUCCGUCGUCCCCAGCUCUGGAACAGUGCGUGCCCAAGGACAGAUGGACCUCCAGGUCACCCUGUGCUCGAACACAGUCCGCAGCUACAGCCUGGCCCUGGUGGUGGAUGUCCAGGGUGUUGGUGAGGAUGUGCUGGCCCUCCCAAUCCGUGCCAGGUGCUCUAUCCCUGAGGUGACUUUGGAGUCCCCUUCACUGAGGCUUGAGAGGUGCUUCUUGGAUUACGCCUAUGAGCAUCCAGUGAAGCUGAUCAACAACAGUGACCUGCCGGCAUGCUAUGGCCUCCUGUCUCAGGAGUACGAGGAACAUCCCUCUGUGUUGUACUCCAGCCCUCACCCACGGGGGGUCAUCCCGCCGCAUGGCUCUGCAGAGAUCCCACUGGUGGUGCAGGUCAAGGCCCUGGGCCCUCUGGACAUCACCGCUCAUAUCGCUGUGCUAGGCAGUCAGAGCUCACUGGCCCUGCUGCUGUCCUGCCUCGCUGAGGGCCCGGUCAUCCAUGUCGCUUCUGCAGAGGUGGACUUUGGCAGCAUCCCGGUGCUGACGGACGUCCCCAGGCCACUGCAGCUGUCGAACCGCUCCCCCAUCCCGGCUCGCUUCCUCGCACAGAUGGCGCGGAGGAAAUCCGUGUGGCGUGUGGAGCCCAGUGAGGGAGUUGUUCCCCCGCUGGGAGAGCUGGAGGUCCGGCUGGUAGUUCACCUGGACGACUCUGUACCCUUCCAGGACAAGCUGCUUCUGUCCGUGCAGGACUCACACACCCAGAUCAUCGCUGUCUCUGCCAGAGGCAAGGGUUCCACCAUCAUCACAGACCGGCCCUUUGCACCCAGUCUAGACCUGGGAGACCACUUUAGCUCAGGCCCAUGCCAGUACCACUUCCGGUUGACCAACCGUGGCCGCCGCUACCAUCAGCUGUUCUGGACCACCGAGGGCCAGAUCCCAUUCCGGCGUAGAAUCACCAUGCCCAAAUGCUCGCCCAGGGACAUGAAAGCCCGUAACACCCUGGCGCCAGAAGCUGCUGAGCUCCACCAAGUCUUCAGCCUGCGACCCAUGCGCAUGGAGCUUGCCCCUGGGCAGUCGGCCGAUAUGGUGCUGGAGGGAUCCUCUGCUAUACCCAAGGUGGUUCAGGAGACACUGGUGUGCUACGGUAUUGUUGGCCACCAGAGUGGGAAGGAGCGUGUCAUGACAGUGGACGUCAGCUGCCGUUUCAUCGCCCCUGUCCUGUCCAUCUCAUCCCAGGAGCUUCACUUCUACGUGCAGAAGACUCCUGGUGUUUCUCUGGUCCCCCUUUACCAGAAGCUGGUUCUGACGAGUGUGUCCAGUCUGGCCCUGUCCUUUGAGCUGAGCGUCAACGAGCCCUUCGGCUUGUGUGAAAACUCCGGCGAUAAUGCAUUUAUCAUGUCAAAGAGUCUAGUCUUGGGGGUGGGGGCACGGACAGAGCUGUUGGUGCGCUUCGACCCGCUGUACCGGCGCGACCAGGUGACCCGUGUGGCCGAGGACGUCCUGGAGAUCCGCUACCAUGGCCACCCGCAGCGGGACUUGGUGGUGCUCAAGGGCGAGGUCCACUUCCCCAACCUGCAGUUCUCUAGCACCACACUGGACUUUGGCUGCGUGCUCAACCACACUGAGAGCCAGCAGCACAUCACCAUGACCAACAGCAGCCCGCUGCCCGUCUUCUACCGCUGGGCCUUCCUGCUGGACCACAAGCGCCACUGCAUCAGGUUUGCUGAGGGAGCGAGCCAGACUCGGACAGAUCCGUCCGCAGGCGAGGAAACCCAGCACCGGCACCGGCCCCAGCAUGAGCCACCUCACAAACGCCACAACAGCAGCCGGGUGGACUCAAACAGGGAAUUGGCCACUCCCAAACAGCACUUAGACAAUGAGGAUGAUGAGGAGAAGAAAGACCCGGAGAAUGAGACGAAGGAAGGGAGGGGCUCCCCCAAGGAGUGCGUCCCAGCCCCACCUAAUGGGACCCCCACCAACACCCCCAUCAGCUUCACCCAUAGAAAACUGGUGCAGUUUGGACGUCACUCUCCCCAGUGGCCCUCCAAAACAACCCCUGGUGUUCAGCCCAACAUUGGGGUGGAGGAGGUGUUUGACAUCUUGCCAAUCUACGGGCAGCUCCAGCCUGGUGAGAGCCAGCCGGUGGCGUUCUCGUUCUUUGGCCAUGCCAACAUCAGCAGCCAGGUGCUGGCUCUGUGUGAGGUGGAGGGGGGUCCCACCUAUGAGAUCACACUCAAGGGUGAAGCCUCGCUAGUCACCUACACACUGGACACCACUGACAUCAGCCUUGGCCCUCAGCUUUUUGACCGCGUGGCUGAGGCGGAGAUCGUGCUGAGGAACACGGGCCGCGUGGGCUUCGGCUUCAGCACACUGCCGCAGGACCAGGGCGGCAACCCCGACAACCCUCCGCCCGGGCAGCCUCUGGUCAUCCCCAGCUCGGGCCAUAUAGAGGCAAACACGGAGCAGAGAAUCUCAGUCUAUUACCUUCCUGGGGUCCCAGAGGUAUUCCACAAGACGUUCCAGCUGCAGGUGGCUUUCUUCGAGCUGGAGACCAUCAGCCUGCGCGGCGAAGGCAUCUUUCCACGAGUAUGCCUGGACCUGCCCAGAGACCUGGACGAGCUGAAGUAUGGGCCUCUGCUAAAGGUGGCCAGGGAGAACGUGGAGAACGAGAAGCCCAGGGACGAGCUCCUUAGUCAGCCUCCCACUGUGGACAGGGCUCUGCCUGAGGAGGACUGCUGCCCUACUUAUGACGCCUUGCUACAGAUGGAGGUGGAGAGGCUACUGGUGAAGGAGAAUGCCGUCUCCAUGGAGACCACACCCGUGGAGGGGAGCGACGUAUGUGGAUCGGGCUGCAGAAAGAGGAGAAAGCUGAGCAAGUUUACACUGCCAGACUACAUACUGGACUUUGGCUAUGUGAUCCAUGGUAAAGUCCUCACCCACAUAGUCAAAGUGACCAACACAGGGCCAUGCCAGGUCUCAUUCAAGGCUGAUCGUCGGCUUCUUGCUGGAACAGGGUUCAGCACAGAGUUGGACAAAGUCAAGAACCUGCCCUACUGUGAGACUGAAACAUUUGAGGUGAAGUUUGAUCCACGUGGAGCAAACCUGGAUUUGGGCCAGGUUAAUACAGUUAUGCCCAUUCAGGUGGCAGGGGGCCCGCUAGUGCAGGUGCGCCUGCACGCCGUGGUCACCAUGCCCUCCCUCAACGUCUCCACGGAAACGCUGAUGUUCGACAGCAUCCAGUGCGGUCUGUGCCAGCUGCUCACGCUGCAGCUGCACAACCAGGAGCUCGUGCCGUGUGAGUGGAGCAUCACAGAGGAGGAACGCCCCAAGAAAAAGAUUGACAAGCAUAUCCCCCUGCAUCUGAGGAAAAAAUUACGACUUGAGUAUCGCCACCCGCCAGUGGUGUUUGAAGUGCUGCCCUCUUCAGGUGUGCUGUUGCCAGGAGACAGGCUGAAUGUUCAGGUCAAGUUCAGCCCAGCAGAGGGGAGGGCCUACAGCCAGAAUCUGGUGCUGAGUGUGGCCCAGAGCACCCAGCGCAUCCUGCUGCUGGCCCAGGGGAAGGGCGAGGAGCCCCAGUUGGAGUUCUCCACCUCCGUGCUGGACAUGGGUCCCGUGCUGUCCCACAGCGCCGGCGAGGAGAUUGAGGUGCUCGUACGGAAUCCCUGCCCGUUCCCCGUCGAGUUCUACUCGCUGGAGUUUGACAAGCAGUACCUGGAGGAGGAGAGGGUGCUGCGCGUGCUGAAGGGCUAUGAUGCCCAGAAUGUCCUGCUGCUGCCCCCUCGUGCCCCGGGGGAGGGUCUCCCCCCAGAGCUGCUGGAGCACUACAAGGAGCUCCAAGCCCAUGAGUCCCACGCAGACUUAAAGGCUGGCUCUCCUAAAAAUGUGGAGAGUCCGGAGGAGGAGAGGGGAGGAUCAGCAGGCCUUGAGGAGAACCAGGCUGACCUCCCAAACAUCGAGCGACAUCUGGAGAAUGACAGGGAGGUCAUGGCUAUUGGCUUGAAGGAGAUCGCAAGUAAAGAAGCUGUGAAAGAUGACAGUCGGUCAAGCAGUAGUGUCGGCGAGCUGGAGACAAACCCAGUGUCCAUGGCCAUUGCCCGGCAUCUGGGCAUAGACCUGACCCCAGACGGACAUGCCGCUAGAAACCGCCGAGGAAUCACAAUCAUCGUUCAUGGAGCUCCACUCUCCGGUAAGACGCCGACGGCAGUGGCUCUGGCCCGGCACUACGGUGCAGCGUGCCUCUCUCUGGACGCUGUGCUGCUGGAGGCCAUGGCAUCAGGGGCCACGCCAGCGGCCAUGCAAGCCAGAGAGCUUUGCGCCAGGGCCGCCCAGGAGCACUACCAGAGGAAGGCAGAGGAGAUGGCCCAGGCCGCUGCAGAUACGCAGUCUCCCACAGCUCAGGCUUCAGGUGUGCUUAGCGUGGAGGCUGUUGCCAAACACACGGGAGAGAGCAUGGAGCCAAAGGCCCAGGCCUCCUCCAUCUCCACCCGCCAGAAAGCCACCACCACGGGGGGGAAGAGGACGGAGCGAGUGGACACCUCCCCAACAACAGCCAACUCCCAGGUCGAACAUAUCCACCGUCCCCUGAUUUUCAGUGUGAGUCAGCUGGACCUCAUGAGCUGCCUGCUCCCUGAAGAGGUGCUGGUGGACAUCCUCGCAGAGAGACUCCAGCUAAGUGACUGUCUCCGGGGAGUGGUGAUUGAUGGACUCGACACUCUUUACUGUCGCUCGCCGAGCUGCAUGUUGCAUGCUGUCCUCAAGGCCUUGAACAACCGACGCUUCAUCUACAUGGUGAACCUCUCGAACAACUUCCAGAACUACACGGCCAAGGAGAAGGCACAGAGAGAGGUGGAGGAGGCUAAGCAGCGUGAGGAGGAGGAGAAGGCGAAGUUGCGACUUCAGGAGAUGGAUGAGGAGGAGUAUGAUGCCCUGACAGAGGAAGAGAAAGAGGACUUUGACCGCCAGCGGCUGCAGAUGGUGCGGGAGCGCAAGCGCAGGGAACGGGAGCGGAUGGCGAGCAGAAACAGGAAAGGGAGGCUAUAUGCAAAAAAAGGAAAGAAAGAUCCAUCCACAUUCAAAGAGGAUGCUGCUGGGAAGAAGAGCCAGCUUGGCUGGAAACAGUCUUCAUCUGCGCUUCGCUCAGAGACAAGGCUGGAAGGCUCCAAAGACAGCCGAAAAAUGUCCCUCUGCCAGGAAGGCAAAGACGUGCCCCCAUCCCUGGGCGAGGGCAGCAAAGAGGCCGAGGACAAGAAGAAGAAGAACAAAGAGACCAAAGCAGGAGGGCAGGAGGACAUUCCGUCUCCCAACGAAGAGCUGGAUGGAGAAGUGUUGAGCCAAAGCGAAAAGCAGCUCCAGCAACGCUUCCAGGUGUACGAGCACAGCCAAGCACACCUGUGCCAUGUCCUGCACUUUUGGGACCGUGCCCAGGGCCUGCUGCUGCGGCCCUUCAACUCCGAGGAGGACGUCGACGAACAGCCGGGCCCUGAGCGGCAAGCUGUGUCCGGCAAGAAGACCAAGAAGGAACGCGAGAAGGAGCGCCACGACAAGGACCGGCUCAAGGCAGACAGUGAGGUCAAGUCCAUCUCGCCGGACCCCAGCCGGAUGCCGCUGAUGGGAGAUCCCUCCGAGCUGCUGGAGAGGGAGGGAGCGGCAGAUGCCGUUCCCCACAUUGUCAUCCCUGUGUCCGGCAGAGGGCACUCCGUCGCCACAGAGGUCCUGCAGGACGGGAGACUGCCCUCCCUCGAUGAGGUGCUGGACGGUUUGGGUCUGGGCCCCAAAGGCCCCCCCAUCCCUCCGCCCAGCGUCUUCUCCGUGGUGCCCUACCCCAGCAGGCGCUCAGAGCCCAGCCUGCAGUGCCUCCCCGACUGCUUCACCUUCCUCCGGCUCCUCUCCCCCGAGGACCUGGCCGAGGAGAAGAAAGAGGCCGAGCUGGAGGCAGAGCUGCAGGCAGCGCUGUUGAAGGAGGAAGCGGCAUCGCCAGCCAAAGGCAAAUCCAAGAAGGUUGAGCAAAGCAAGGAAAACCUGAAGGAAAAGCGUCGCCCUGCCUCUAAGAAAGGCCCAAAGACCUCUGAUUCUCACACAGCCUCACUGGACAUCACCCCACUCUAUGAUGUCGAGCAUAGCAACCAACCAGGGGAAGGCCAGCAGGACCUCCACCAAAGGUUGACCAAUUUCCGCUGGAUUGUGCCUGCCAAUGGUGAGGUGACCCUCAAGUUGUGGUUCCACUCUGCAGUGCUGGGCACGUUCAAACAGACACUCAACUUUGAAGUGAUGGGCACCAAGACACUCUACCAGCUGCACUGCCAAGGCAUUUGUGCCUACCCGGACAUCAGUAGAGAUCACAAAGUGGUAUUUGCUAACAGUAAAAAGAUUGCAAAUCCUGAGGAGGUUGUGCAGAAAGCCUAUAUUGUCCGAAAGGGCCUCUUUGACUUUGGACCCCUUCUAUGUGGAAAGACAAGAGACAGAUAUAAGGAGAGGAAGUACCCAGAGAAUAUGGAGAGGCUCGUAAUGCAUAAUAACUCCCCAAUGGAAGCAGAGAUCCACUUUUGCUUCCAGCACGACACCAAAGCCACCACCUACCUGUUGGACCCACCCACGAUGACGCUCAAACCCAAAGAGAAGAAGGAGCUGGUGAUCUGGGCCUACCCCAUCACCCCGGGCCAGAUCAACGACAAUCUGGUGUGUUGUGUGAAGGACAAUCCAGACCCUGCGGUCUUCCGGCUGUCCUGCCACGGAGUCCGUCCGGAGCUGGACCUGGAACGCAAGCACCUGCACUUCGAUAAGAUUCUGCUGCACAGGAAAGAGACUCGUAACCUGCUCCUGCGGAACACUAAGACCCUGCCGGUGGCGUGGCGACUGAGCGGGAUGGAGGUGCUGGGCGACGAGUUCAGCGUGUCGCAGGACCAGGGCAUCAUCCUGCCCCACUCAGAAUUCUGCCUGCAGAUGCACUUCAGGGCCGUCAAGCCCGUCAACCUCAAGAGGGCCGUCCGUCUAGAGGUUUCAGAUGCAGAUGGUAUCCUGGGAAUUUUCCACACUGAGAACAUCCAGGUGUCUGCUGAGGCCUAUGAUGUGGCACUAGACAUCACUUUCCCCAAAGGUGCUGAUGGAGGGCUGGAUUUUGGAACUGUUAAAGUAUCAGAGGAAGUGAAGUUAUCUGUGAACUUGAAGAACAAAGGCAAAUAUGACAUUGCUUACAAAUUCGUGCUGGAGCCUACUCUUCCUGAAUUGCCUUACCUGAACUCCGCCUUCACCAUACUCCCUCAGAAGGGCACCCUCCACCCCACUGACCGCCCCACUGGGGUCCAGUUCGUCUUCCGCUGCAACAAGGAAGUGCGCAUUGAAGAACAGCCAAUCCUGCGCUGCCAGGUUAUUGAACCAAACAUUUCAAAUGCUGGGGAGACCAUCGCCAUCAUUCCCAUCAAGGUCUCUGUCCUGUCUGUCUUUUCCAAAUACUCAAUAUCACCCUCCAGUGACAUCAACUUUGGACCCCUUGUGUACGGGAGCCGCAAUACCCGAAGCUUCAGUAUUGAGAACAAGAGUGACUUUGAGGUCCGCUUCCAAGUCUCCAGGUUUUGCAAAGACAUCCCCGGGCCCGUGCAGAGGAGAGGGAUAGGCAAGAAGACGUCGCAAGUGAGCCACUCGGCCAAGCCCAUCACCGGCAGGCCUGGGCGAAGUGAGUCCAUUCAGAAAGACAGCUCUGUGGUGCCUCAGACCCGCUUGACCACGGGAGUGUUCUCGCUGUCGGCCUGCUAUGGCGUGCUGUCCGCGGGGGCCACCCAGGUGGUGACCGUGGAGUGUGUGGCCGAGCAGCCAGGCCUUUGGCAGGAGUACCUCGCCGUGGACAUUAGCGACCGAAACCCUUUGGACAAUCCUGGAGGCAUCCCCUAUCAGCUGGUGGCGGAAGUCUGUAUGCCAGGCAUAAUAAAGGACAUUUCUUCCAUCUUCGAGGAGCACCACAUCUGUAAGAACAGCAACAUGCUGCAGUGUGAGCAGUUCAGAGAUGCCAGAGGCGUCUACGUGGAAGACGAGAAUAAGUUUGUCUUCAACAAUGUAAUCGUCGGACAGUCAGCCAAGGCCCGCUUCCGUCUCACCAACAGCGGCAAAGUCCCCUGUGCCAUGAGCCUGUCAGCAAAAUCAGUGCAAACCAAGUCCACCCGAACCACGGAGGUGUUUGAGCUGCUGCCCAGUAAGAUGUGCCUCCCCAGCCACUCCCAUGCCUUCGCUGUCAUCACAUUCACCCCACCCAAUAUGCAGUCCUAUCAUGGCAUCUUUGAGGUCACCCUGGAGGGAGCUUCCAGUGUCAUGGCGGUGGGGAAGACCAAGCUGCUGGUGAUGGACCUGCUGGGCGAUGGGAACCUGCCCUGUGUGAGCGUGUUGCAGCCCGUGGUCAGGAACAGCCGGGGCCAGCCUGUGCUCCAGUUCAAACGCUUGCUGGUUGGCCGACAGCAGACCUUACCGCUGGUCAUUAAGAACACUGGAUACCUACCUGCAAAGGCCACUAUUGAAUUGCAAGACAAGAUGGGAGUGUUCAAGAUGAAGACUGCGCCAUGCACUUCAUCCAGAAUCAUCACCCCGCUGCCUGAGGAUGAAAGUGGAGAAGAGGAAUCGUUUGGCAAUGUGUUGUCGCUGGACUUGAGUGUGGGCCAACAGGCAGCGUUUGAAGUGGAAUUCUGUCCAGGAAGUGCUCAGAGCUUUGAAGCCUCCAUACGGCUGAUGGUGGCCGAUAACCUAUUUGAAGAGACAGAGGUGCAGCUUUUAGGAGAGAGUUACCAGGACAUCGUCACACUGGACAACAUCAUCAGCAAAGGGUUAGAAUCCACAAAUGACAAGUCUGACCACCUGCACUUCGGCGACUGCCACGUGGCCAAAUCCUACCAGGCCACUUUCACCAUGACCAACCUGAGCGGCUCAGACGUGCUCCGCUUUGAGUGGCCGCCGGACAGUGCUCAGGUGUGCUUCUCCCCGCGGCUCGGCCACCUUCACGCCGGCUGCGCCAAAGACGUCACCAUCACCUUCUGCUCCAAGCAGCCCAUUGCGCUCAGCGCCCAGCUCCAGAAGUGCAGGCUGUGUCGCAUCGUCUUCCAGCAGCCUGUGGACCAGGUGGCGGACUGGGAUGACCGUCAGAGGACGGUGAAGUGGGUGGACACCUCUAAACCAGCGGCCACUCAGACAAAGAAGGUGAUUGAGAUCGACCCAGAGCCCUCCAACAGUGUGGUGGAGAACUCCUCUAGAGAACUGAAGCUACUUCUGAGCGCUGUGUGUGACUACGCCAAGUUCACCUGCGACGCUGAGCCCAUACACUUCAAAGACACCAUGCUGUACCAGACUCGAGUCUACAAGCUCCAGAUGUCAAAUAAAGGCACAACUCAGAUGGACUUCUCCUGGCAGAUCAUGUAUGGUGGAGCAACAAUCAGCCCAGAUCACAGAGAUGUUCCCAGCCGCUCCGGUGGUCAGUCUCGCUGUGGCACAGCCCUGCGGCCGUGCUCCUCUCUGGGCAGUGUGUCCAGCAUGCUGCUGGGGGACCCCGAGCUGCCGCCGUUCUGUGUGGAGCCCAGCGUGGGAACUAUCGGCCCUAGAGCCAGCCAGACUUUCAGCUUGCGGUUCUCCCCCAUCGAGGUGGCCGAGUACGAGGCUCAGCUGGUGUGCAGUAUUCCCAAUUUGAAAGACGAGCAGGGUCCCACCAUACAAGUCCGAGGCCGCAGCCUGCUCCCCUACUGUCACUUCCACCUUGAAGAGUCCGACUACAUCACGGGCAACCGGCGCAACCCAGAGCUAUGGAGCCCACAGGGUACCCUUCCACCAUGCACCCUGGACGCCAGCACGCGGGUCAUAGAGUUCACAUCCAUCGGGGUUGGUCCGCCCACCACCAGGCAGUUCAGCUUAGUGAACCCCACCAACAAGCCGUAUUCUUAUGAGUGGAGAUGUGUGGAUGAUACAGGGCCCUCGCCUUUCAAAUGCCGCACUCCAAACAGCUCCAUCCUACCUGGGAAGAAAGUGGAGGUGAUUUUUGACUUCUGUGCCGUGGCCCUGGAGCUAGUGGAGUCGUUUUGGACCUUCCAGAUCCCCGAGCGCAACAUCUCUGUUCCCUUCUUACUGGUGGGCACUGCUCGUGACCCAGUGGUCUACUUUGACCGGGCCCACCUCAACAUGGGCUGUCUGCUCAUAGGCCGCACGGUCCAGCACACGUUGAAUCUGGUGAACAAGGAGAAGGAGCCGUUCCAGUUUGCUGUCCAGGAGAGUUCCUGCUACUCCGAGGGCUUUGUGGAACAGCUGCAGGUCGAGCCCAUGCAGGGGACAGUUUCAGCCAAUGACAAGUUGCCAGUGGUGGUGACCUUUAGGCCAAGCCAGGUGGGUGAGGUGGCCUUUAACCUGGCGGUGAGCGUGCAGAGGAAGGUCCAGCCGACCGUGCUGAACAUGAAGGCCGAGUGCUACAGCAUGAGCGCCACGGUGAAGUGUGAGGACCCCGAGGGCCACGUCACCAACAUGGCCCCCAACAGCCUGCAUGAGGUGGACUUCAAACAGGUGGAGUUGAGUGAUAAGGUCUCUUUUGCAUUCCUGGUGUCCAACCCUGGGCUAUUCAGCCUAGACAUCCACUAUCAACUCUGGGGUCCACCUGAACUGCAGCGCCACCUACAGGUUGAGCCAGAGUAUGACACCGUGACCACUGGCAAGCAGAGCCACUGCACUGUGUCCUUCUACCCCCAAAACAAGUGUGUGCUCAGAGACGUCGGCCUCAACAUUAAGAUCAAGCACGGGCCUGUGUACAGCUGUGCCCUGCGGGGGGUGGCGGAGGUCCCAGGACUGGACUUCUCCUUCAGAAAGCACAACUUUGGGAAGAACUUCAUCUUCUCGGUGGGGAUGACUCCAGCCUCAAAGACCCUGGUCCUCACUAACCGAGGAGAGCGAGGAAUCAGUGUGGACUGCUCCUUCACAAACACCCCCUUCUUGAAGAUGGACUUCCACCCCAAAAUCCUCCCUCCUGGUGGUUACAUGGAUGUACCCAUCACAUUCUACCCACGAGAGGCCAAACAGUACCACGAGAAACUGGUCUUUGGCAUCAACGAGUGCAUCAAGCAAGUGGUGGAGAUCCUGGGCCAAGGAACAGAGAUUAAGCUGGACUUUGAGGACCCCAGGCAGAAGGUAGUGAAUCUGGGAUCACUUCAGGUGGGCCAGCGCAGCCGCCGGGUCAUCCCCCUCAUCAACAACAGUGCCUCGGCCAUCACCUUCUGCCUCCAGCUCAACUCCACAGUGGAGGCGCUGCAAGAUGCACAGGUUCUGUCCGUGUCCCCGUCCAGUGAGAUGACGGUGCGUGGCGGCGGCGGGCGCUGUGCGGUGGAGCUGCUCUUCACUCCCCGAGAGCGCAUGGCCCCCUUCAGCGAGGAGCUGCUGCUGGAGUGCCUGGGCAUGGCGCGCCCCCUGCUGGUGCUCCGCGGCUGCUGCCACGGCGUGGAGGUCAAGCUGGACCAGGACUACCUGACAUUCGGCGCCGUGGUCCAGCGCUGCCAGGCCACCAAGUGUAUCCUCAUGCAGAACACCGGCGACAUUGGAACCAGAUUCCAGUGGGAUGCGAAGAGUUUUCUCCCCGACUUCUCCAUCAGUCCUGUGAAGGGCUACCUCUGCCCUGGGAUGGAGGUGUCGUUCAAGGUGACCUUUGCCCCCACAGAGCUGUGCCAGGACCUGCGUUAUGAGGACCUGACCUGCACCAUUGAGGGCAGCAGCCCCAUGUCCCUCACCCUCACUGGCUCCUGCAUCGUGCCCCCCACCGCAAAGGAGGUAAUGAACUUCACCUGCCAGGUGCGCUCCCAGCACAUGCAGCCACUGACCAUGUCCAACAACACCAACCAGCGCUGGACCCUCAAGCCCGUGAUCGAGGGCCAGCACUGGACCGGCGCGCCCAACUUCAUCAUCGAGCCCUACCAGCAGAACAAGGUCUAUGAGGUCAUCUACAAGCCCAUGGUCAUGACCACAGAUGGCAAGAAACAUCAGGGUUCCAUCUUCUUCCCCUUCCCGGAUGGCACGGGGAUGCUCUAUACGCUGGUUGGCACUGCUGAGUCCCCCAAGUCUGUGGCCACCAUCAGCCAUGAGCUGCCCUGCAAGACCACCUACACCGAGGUUCUGCCUGUGCACAACUGGCUGCCCAGGCCACAGAGGUUCCGUGUUUUGCUGGAGAUGAUUAAACCAGAGCGUCCAGACAGCACCAUCUCUCUGAAAGGCCUGGAUUAUGUGGACGUGUCGGGCCUGGCCACCAAAGACUAUAAAAUCUCUUUCUUCACCUAUAAAGAAGGCGUGUUUCAUGCCAAGGUCAUGUUCCGCAACGAGGUGACAGGCGAGUACCUGUUCUACCUGCUGAGCUUCAAAGCUACACCGCCGGGGGUGAUCAGCACGAUUGAGAUGACCACGCUGGUACGGCAGGUCACGUCAGCCUCGGUGAAGGUGGAGAACCCGCUGUCCAUCUCCCUCUACUUCACCGUGGAGUGCCGCAGCCCUGACGUCAGCCUGCCCUCACAGCUGUCCGUGCCAGCCAUGACACAGGGCACCCUGACAUUUGAGUACCAGCCCCUGAGGCCGGGUGAGUCCACGGCGCGGCUGGUGCUGCACAGCUCUGAGCUGGGGUACUUCCACUACGACCUACAGCUCAAGGCUCUGCCCCCACCCCAGGAGAAGCCCCUGUACUUCCACGCGCCCCUGGGCAGCGGAGUCUACAUGCCCGUCAAGUUCACCAACUAUUCCCGGGUCAAAGCAGAGUACACCUGCAAGACGGACCUUCCUGACUUUGUGGCUGAGAAGCUAGUCAACGCGUUGCCGGGCUUCCAGGCGGGCAUUGACACCACCACAGAGGUCUACUUUGAGCCGUGCCAGCUGGGCGAGGUGCGCGGCCUGCUCACGCUCUCCUCGGCGUUCGGCGGCGAGUACGCCUUCCCGCUGCACGGCACCUGCACGCCGCCCAAGGCGCAAGGCCCCUUCAACAUCCGUGCCGGCUCCAACGUCUCCAUCCCCUUCAAGAACAUCUUCCUGCAGACCACGGCCUUCUCCUUCCAGGUGGACAACCCGGCCUUCACCGUCAAGGGUGUGGAGACCAUCCGGCCCAAGAAGACCCACAACAUCCUGGUGGCGUUCGAUGGGCCCCUACCAGGUGCACGGAGCCCCUGCAGUGGGAAGCUGAUCAUCUCCAGCCCACGCAUUGAGGGCCAGGGCCAGCCCAUCGCCUGGGUCUUCUACCUGAAGGGCAACCUGCCUGACCAGGCCCUGAGGGACAAGUCCUCCUGAGACCCACACAUCACCCCGACCCAGCCAUACAUACACACACACACACACACACACACAGGCCUCCUGAGACACACACACACACACACACACACGGGCCUCCUGAGACACACACACACACAAAUACACACACAUACACACAGGCCUCCUGAGACCCACACAUCACCCCCACCCAGCCACACACACUCAGGCCAAUAUCACUGCACUUUACAGGGUUUACAAAGAGCUCUUUUAUGGUUUCGUAACAUUUAAAUACAAAUUAUUUGGAUAUGCUAUGCAGUAGUGUGAUGUAUGAUGUAUGCAUAGUGUGAUGUAUGCAUUUUUUAUAUGCUUUACACAAAAGAUUAUCACUAAUAUUACACUAUUCGUUCAUUUGUUUAGCAUACUUUAUACUGCACCUGCCAAAAAAGGAUGAUUUUACAA